AUGCACGCCCCCGAGAAGAAGGAUGGCGGCAAGGGCAAGAAGAAGAGGAAGGGGACCAGCGAAGAUCUCAGCAGGGGGGGCGUGGACGGCGGCCUGCGGUUCCUGGCGAUCCUGCCCUUCCCCGUGGAGAGCGCCUACGACGGAGGGGGAGGCAUCGACGAGCUUUUUGUGAUUGUGCACACGUACGAGGAUCACAUGCUCAACCCUUUCGUAAACGUGCUGCAAACCUCCCGCGCGGAUGGCGCCAAGCUUUCACGGCCCUUGCUGUCCAACUGGUCAUUCCCAGUUCGAAGCGUUGCAGAUGGCAGGCGCCUCAAAGUUUGUCAAGCUACGAAGGAAUUCGUGCACAAUAUGGAUUUUUGGUUUUUUGAAGAUGGUCCGUUGGAGAACAUGCCGUUGUUUCACUAUCACAGCCUUUGCCGCCAUAUGAUGUUUAAGUUCAUGAGUGAUGGCGUGAAGGUGCUCGAAGGCGGCGGCGGCGGUGCCGGGGGCGGGAAGAGUCCCACGGGCAGACACUGGCACCUGGCUAAGGUCGGGCACGGUACGAGCAGCAGUGCCGACGCUUCGUUCGAGAGCAUGGGCCCGGAGAUGGACAGAGGCGUUUACGUAACGGUGCACGUGCAAGACAUCCUCGUGGAUGAGGACAUCUCUCCCUCGCUCGUGAAAGGCCUAAGAGACAGCGGACGAGCGGAGGUGCUGCCCAGGCUCUACCACGCCGUGCUGCCGACCCUCAUCGCGGUAGACGACGUCGAAGGCCUCCGUCUCAAGUCCAAGGCUCUCGUGGACGAUGAGGGAGGAGACCGCGGCGGCUUCGCGCACCUGAAGAAGCCGGUGGGGCAGAGCUCCGGCGCAAUGCUGUCGUACAACGGGCCAAUCAGGGGGGUCGGCAACAUCGUUGAGUCCGUACCGGUGGCGGCCGUGCAAGAGCGAGGCGGCGGUGUCGCGAACCAACCUUUAGGUUCCGUUUCCCCUUCGGCGGCGAACGCCUUCGGCGAAGUCGAAGGCAACGACAGCGGCUACGCCAACGGCAAGCCCUCCGCCACCGCCACCGCUGUCUCCUUGGUGGGACUGGACGAGGAGACACGCCGCGUUCUGGCCAAGGCCGGGUUGGGCAGGAUGCCCGCCACCACGUUCGAGUGGGUCAAGUUCGAGCGAGUCCAGCAAGGCCUCCCGGCGGACCCCCCUUGCCCGGUAUGCCAGAAGCCAAAUGCCCAAAAGAGGUGCACGAGGUGCAAGAUCGUCAGAUAUUGCUCGCGGGAAUGCCAGAAGCAGCACUGGCCCACCCACAAGCUGGAGUGCUAUGCCGACAGCUAGUCGGCUAAAUGGUUCGCGCCGUGUAGAGAUGGGCGUAUUGACUUCUUCUCCGUAACUCCUCCCGUCUUCUGCUCGCCCCCCUGCGAACCCAAACGGGAACAGGGAUGAGAGUUGGUUUCUUUUCCAUAUCCCGCAGGACAGAUUACUUCGUUGUUGGUUUGAUUGUGUCAUAUGUGCCAUGCUUGCUUUCAUGUGUCGUUACCAUACUUCUGUGGAUUGGCGGGUUCCGACUGAUGGGAGGGACAUUUUGACAUUUGCCUCCAAUAGUUGUUUUGUAUUUGAAAGUAUUCUCUUGCGUGCUUGGUUCGGGAGCACCUGAGUUUAUUGCUGUUUUCUCUGCGGGGCAAACUGCAAAUGGCACGUUCUCUGGACUAGAUCUUCCCGUGCGCCUCCUCCAUUUGACUGGUGAGAGUACUGGUUGAUUUGCACCCGCUUUAUUCACGGUUUGCGUUUUUUCAUUGCUCUACCGGUUAGCGCGGUGAUGUAUGUAUAUCUAGGCCAUGUCCUGCAAU
Molecule: messenger RNA, 1826 nt
Organism: Ectocarpus siliculosus
Lineage: Eukaryota; Phaeophyceae; Ectocarpales; Ectocarpaceae
Source: the annotation of a GenBank genome assembly